Messenger RNA from Harpegnathos saltator (Jerdon's jumping ant), 2561 nucleotides. RefSeq lists its product as uncharacterized. Gene Ontology annotation, molecular function: ligand-gated monoatomic ion channel activity. Bases 1 to 1842 code for a protein of 613 amino acids. Lineage: Eukaryota; Metazoa; Arthropoda; Insecta; Hymenoptera; Formicidae. The record is from RefSeq and is a predicted model, not a curated record. The transcript has 9 exons. Gene Ontology annotation, cellular component: membrane.
AUGUCACAACUCACACCGACCCUAAAAUCGUACAACUCCUCGUGUUAUGAGACUGAGGACGCACGACCGUCGGAACGUACCGGGACUUGCCGCGAUGAAGCAUCUUCUCUCACCGGUGGGGAAUCUUUCACCUCGUUAAUCCCUCUAACGUAUUUCAGUAAUUUGUCUUUGAAGCCCUCGGCGAACAGCGUUCGUCGUGUUGUUUUCAUUGGCGAUCGAGGCUCGUCGCGUGUUCGCUUCCGUCGCAAUGAUCGCAUAACAACUGCAUUGCAGCUGGUCCUUCCGUGCUUCGCGACGGCGAUAUGCUUUCGGUUUUUAACUUCAAGGGAGGCCAGGACGGUGGUGUUCAGACCAGGAAUCGUUUGGUACUGGAACGCGAACACGAACGAUUUCGAGAAGCUCGAAGUACUAACGCUGGGCAACACGGCUUUCUGUAGCGUCGACGCGGUGAACGAUCUGCGCGGGAAGACACUACGCGUCGGUCUACAACCCAUAAUUCCGUUCAUCAUGCGAAAUAAGGAUAGGACCGGAGUCACGGGUUUUGUAGGAGACAUGUGGACGAACCUGGAAGAAGCUUUGGGAUUUAAGACGAUUUACCGAAGAGUGAGACGGAAGUACGAGGAGACGCUGGUGAAUGGAGGAGCUCACGCACUGCUCAUCACCUCGGCGAUGUACGCGCACAGCACGUGCCAUUUCGACUACAGCAUACCGUUCACGACCAGCUCAUACGCCUUGUUCGUUCAAUCGGAGGAUAAGAAAGCCUCGGGAACGUGGUACUUCGACACUUUCAGCGGGGACUUGUGGCUAACGACUUUCAUCUUCACCUUGUGCAUCGCGUGUAGCAUCAUGGGAACGUACUACGUAAAGAAACUAAUCUGCGUUAAUUAUACGGAAUUUCACGACGAGCUGUCGUGGCCGCUUUUCAGUCUGCUCUACGUUUUGGGUGGUAUUAGCGGCCAAGGUUUUCAGAAAAUUCCGAGAAGCUGGUCCUUGCGAUUGAUCAUUUUAUCCUGUUUAUUACUGGGACUAUUGUUGUCUUGCGGAUUCAGCACUACUCUUACUUCCGAUCUGACGACCAGACGAAUCUCCGUCCCCAUCGCUAAUCUCGAAGACGUCGCGAUAAAGAGGACUCACACGCUUUGUGUCAGGAACGACAGCAGCGCUUACAUCCACUUUACAGUAGACGAAUCGCUGGAGGGCGAAAUUGAGGACGACUGGAAGGAGCUGGUGAACCACGACUGUCCGGACCUGACCGGCAACACGAAUCCCGCUGCGGAAUUGUGCGACCCGAGUUUCGUUUACCUGGAGGCGCCGAACAUAUUCCGAUCGAAGUUCUACGAGGUUCUGCGUAACUGUAGCUUCGUACAGCUACCCGAGACUUAUUGGAGCCGCAGACUGGCGUUUCUGCACGCCAGGUCGUCGCAAUACCGACACCUCAUUAACAUGUACAUACUACGAAUGCGCACGGCCGGGAUACUGAAUUAUCUCGAGAAAAAAUGGAUGUCAGCGGACAUCUACAGCCAGUCCACUUAUAUUCGACAGAGCACCUUCCGACCGGUGGAAUACGAGCACAUCAAUGUGGUCUUCUGCGGAUUUUUCACCAUGAUCAUUGUCAGCGCGUUUAUCUGCGUUUUGGAGAACGUCUGGUAUAAGCUACGGCUGAAGUACGAAGGGACUGAUCCUGCCCCGGCAUUACCGAGAACACGCGACAACACGAGCGUGAAUUUGAAGAUGCGUCGCCAAGACACGAGAUCAAGGCCAAGAGCCAUCGUAUUAUCGGCCGAAAUAGCGGAGGACUCGGAAUUUCUUCAGAGCGUCGCCGUACGGGUGAAUCGAUGGUAAACGCCGCACUGAUAUCGGCGAUAUUUUCGCGAAUUUCCGCGUGUUUCGAGAAACGAAAGGAUUCAUCAAGAGCUCGUCCUUCAGCUCUCCAAAGAUCACACGUUCCAGCAAGGCCAGCCGGGCAAGUCCAGUCACGCUAAUGUAGCAACGCACGUGUUUCUGUGUUAAUUCCAUUCCAUUGUGGAGAUUUGCACUUUUAUUCGCUAACAAUAAAUCGUAUAUUACGUCGACUAAUACUCUGUGUUUCCAAUCAUUAUCUUACAUAAUCUCUCACGCUCGUCGUUCUUCGAGCGUUCAGCUCGCAAUGGAAUUUCGCCGAAUCUACGAAUACGCGAUGCGAGUCAAUUCACUCGCGUUGCUUCGCGAAUUGAAGCGCAGCCUCCGUUGUCGGGAACGUUAAUCUAGUUAAACACGAGAAUUGCGCGAGAACAAAGGCUCGAUCGAACUCUCGCCGCGUGACGGGACGUAUGAGACGCGGAACAACGCGGAUCGUAUAAUUCUAGGAGUGAGCGUGGAGGAGCUGCUCUGCCUUUUUAAUUUUAAUAAUAAGCAUAGUACACAUAAUAUAUAAUACAGAAAAAUAAUCAUAGCGAACAUUGUCAUUGACACCUUGUGUAUGUGUGUGUGUGUGUGUGUGUGUGUGUGUACGUGUGUGUGUGUGUGUGUGUGUGUGUGUGUGUGUUACACGAAACCAUUAUACACGUGGAGUAACCGGGGAG